Molecule: messenger RNA, 1425 nt
Organism: Triticum turgidum subsp. durum (durum wheat)
Lineage: Eukaryota; Viridiplantae; Streptophyta; Magnoliopsida; Poales; Poaceae
Source: the annotation of a GenBank genome assembly
AUGGAGCCGCGGGUUGGGAACAAGUUUCGGCUGGGCCGCAAGAUCGGCAGCGGCUCCUUCGGGGAGAUCUACCUCGGUGCGGGGACUAAUAUCCAGACCAACGAGGAGGUCGCGAUUAAGCUGGAAAAUGUGAAGACAAAACAUCCUCAGCUGCUCUACGAAUCAAAGAUUUACAGGAUUUUGCAAGGAGGAACUGGAAUCCCAAAUGUCAGGUGGUUUGGUGUAGAAGGAGACUACAACGUCUUGGUUAUGGAUUUGCUGGGGCCAAGUCUGGAGGAUCUAUUUAAUUUUUGCAGCAGAAAAUUAUCUCUCAAGACUGUACUUAUGCUUGCCGAUCAGAUGAUAAAUCGAGUGGAAUUCGUCCACUCCAAGUCAUUUCUGCAUCGAGACAUUAAGCCAGAUAAUUUUCUCAUGGGUCUUGGCAGGCGGGCUAAUCAGGUCUAUGUUAUAGAUUUUGGCCUUGCCAAAAAGUAUAGGGAUACCUCGACUCAUCAGCACAUCCCAUACAGAGAGAACAAAAACUUGACUGGGACAGCAAGAUAUGCAAGCGUGAACACUCAUCUUGGCAUUGAACAAAGUCGAAGAGAUGACUUGGAAUCUCUUGGAUAUGUACUUAUGUACUUCCUACGGGGAAGCCUUCCUUGGCAAGGUCUGAAAGCAGGAACGAAGAAGCAAAAGUAUGAGAAGAUCAGUGAGAAAAAAGUUGCAACAUCAAUUGAGGCUCUGUGUCGUGGGUAUCCUACUGAGUUCACAUCAUAUUUCCAUUAUUGCCGCUCGCUUCGGUUUGAUGACAAGCCUGAUUAUUCCUACCUUAAGCGACUGUUCCGUGACCUCUUUAUCCGUGAAGGUUUUCAGUUUGACUAUGUAUUUGACUGGACAAUACUGAAGUACCAACAAUCUCAAAUUGCUAGUGCCCCGCCUCGUGUUGCGGGCCAUGGUGCAGGACCUUCUGGGUUGACACCACCUGUAUUGCAGAAUGAUAGUCAAUCUGGUGCCGUUGAAGGGAGGAUUAGUGGUUGGUCAGCAAUGGACCGACGUCGUGCCCCACCCCCCAUUGCAAGCGUGGGGACUUCAAAUAAGCAGAAAGCCCCUGUAGGAAAUGAUGCUCCUAUUUCUAAAGACCCUGCGAUAUCCGGCUCGAAUUUUUUGGGGCGUUCAAGUGGAUCAUCAAGGAGAGCUGCUGUUUCAAGUAGCCGGGAUGCUGUGGCAAGUGACACUUUUGAGCCUUCACGAUCACGUACGACUGAUGCAAGCCCUGGUGCAUUCCGUAGAACCUCAGGUGCUCAGAGAAGCCCACCGGUUGAUUCUGCAGAACCACAGCGUUCCUCUUCGGCUCGGCAUUCAUCUAACCCGAAGAACUACGAGUCUGCCCUCAAAGGUAUUGAAGGUCUUAAUUUCGAUGGCGAUGAGAGGGCUCAGUACUAG